Molecule: messenger RNA, 1566 nt
Organism: Ixodes scapularis (black-legged tick)
Lineage: Eukaryota; Metazoa; Arthropoda; Arachnida; Ixodida; Ixodidae
Product: transcription initiation factor TFIID subunit 4-like
Exons: 1
Coding region: 1-1566 (521 amino acids)
Biological process (GO): transcription initiation at RNA polymerase II promoter; DNA-templated transcription
Cellular component (GO): transcription factor TFIID complex
Molecular function (GO): protein heterodimerization activity; DNA binding; RNA polymerase II general transcription initiation factor activity
Source: RefSeq, a predicted model, not a curated record
AUGGCGGGAACGGUGUUGCGGCAGAGACAGCCAGGACCUGACAUCCUGCCAGGUGUUGGACAAGCAAAUUUAAUCGGCCACGGCACGAUGCAACAGCAGGGUGGCUUGAACCCGCCGACGGUAAGGGCAGGUGCCGGUGCGCAGCCAUUCUCUGCUCAGAGCACUCUAGCCAACCGUCCCACAGGGACCUCAACCCCGUCUCAGAUGUCGCCAGACAUGGCAAAAAAUAAAUGCAAGAACUUUCUCUCCACCUUGAUUCGCCUCGCGAGCGCUCAGCCCGGGCACACUGCCACCAAUGUUAGAUGUCUCAUUCAGGGUCUUAUCGAUGGAACUAUUCAACCGGAAUAUUUCACGAAGCAGUUGGAGAAGGAGCUGAACUCUUCCCCACAACCAUGUCUCGUUCCUUUCCUUAGGAACAGUCUGCCACAUCUGAGGCACUCGCUACUCACGAAAGAGUCGUCUAUCGAAGGAGUGCGCCCGCCAAGAACUGCCGUCCCAAUGCUACCGGCGAUGAUGCCAGCUCAAAGCCUACAAAAAGUUCCCAAUUCUCUGUCAAUUUUUCCUAGUUCGGCGACACGCAUGCAAGUUUUGACUCCCAGAUCGCUCGCCAUGCAGCUUAAAAAUCCUUCGAGACUUCAGGCUGUGUUUCCACAACAGCAGAGACUAGUUGCGGCGUGUUCAGCAUCCACUGCGAGUGCGGCAGCUGCGGGAAACAGCCUUCUACUAUCGAAAUCGACCGGACUCGCAUCACUCUCGAGUGGGAUUCUGCCAUUCAAAGGGAUGCCACCAGUGGUUAGAGAUCCCACCGCGAUCCUAAAAGAAAAACGAGCCUCCGUGUCGCAAAAGAUUGACGAUGACAUAAUUGACGUUGCGGCGAUGGGAGGUGUCAAUCUAAUUGAGGAAACUCGUAACAUUUUGUCGUCACACGCCGUAGGCACUGAAGUGCGCUCGUGCCAGGAGUACAAUUUCCUUUUCACGAAGCCGCUUCGAAGACGGAUAGCAGACAUCGCUGCGAAGUACGGUAUCAGCGAGAUUCCAGACGACGUUCUGGCCCUCAUGUCGCAGGCUACUCAAGAACGCCUCCGGUCACUCUUGGAGAAACUCAUCGUCAUCGUUGAGCACCGGCAAGAAAACGACAGAGUCGACGAUCGCUACGAUGUCACGCAAGACGUGAGGGGACAACUGAGGUUCUUGGAGGAAAUAGACAAGGUUGCGAAGAGACGACGCAGUGAACAGGAGCGAGAGAAUCUGGUUCGCGCGGCAAGGAGUAGCAGCGUGAUGGAAGACCCCGAGCAACUGAAGCUCAAGCACAAGGCGGAAGAAUUGCACGAAGCGGACGCGAAAAAGAUGCGUCAAGGAGAAGCCAACAUCACCGCGUCGUUAGCAGUCGGAUCACGAGAACAACAAAGCGGCGAGAGCUCGGCAAUCACGUGCUCAAGCGCAAGUUCCAUGGUUCCGGCGCGUCCGCGGUUGAAGAGGGCCAAUGUCAGAGACGUUCUUUUCCUCCUGGAGCAAGAGCACGGCAGUCGCCGGAGCGAGCUUUUGUACAAGGCGUACUUGAAAUAG